Messenger RNA from Dicentrarchus labrax (European seabass), 1526 nucleotides. RefSeq names its product nanos homolog 3 (gene nanos3). The coding region runs from base 204 to 899 and encodes 231 amino acids. Gene Ontology annotation, molecular function: zinc ion binding; mRNA binding. Gene Ontology annotation, cellular component: perinuclear region of cytoplasm. Gene Ontology annotation, biological process: negative regulation of translation; oogenesis. The record is from RefSeq and is a predicted model, not a curated record. The transcript has a single exon. NCBI's taxonomy places the organism in Eukaryota, Metazoa, Chordata, Actinopteri, Moronidae.
GCACGCGCGAUGCGUGUGCGCAUCCUGUGAUUGGCUGCCGGCAGUGUGCCUCUGAUCACCACUUGUACUCAAUUACCAAUCAAAAGUUUGUUACGAGCACUUAGUGCCACGAUCCCACUGUCCUGUCCCGUUAUUGCAAAGUCAACCACUCCCUCAUUGAGGCUGAAAGAGGAGAGGGAAACAUUUACCGAGAAGGAGCUAGAAUGAACGGCAUGGUUUGGGGACUCUUUCAUCACCUGCCGUGUUUCAUGGAGUCGGACAGCAAAAGUUUCCAGCCCUGGAGAGACUACAUAGGACUGUCGGACACAAUCAAAGAGAUCCUGGGCCGGAACACCGUCACUGAGUCCCCACUGGCAGUCUCCAAAUCUCCGCACUCAGAUUCUGGUGACCUCUGCGAGGAACUGGAGUCAUUGCGCAUUAACGCAGUCUGCCAAAGUGGCGACCUCGGCGCAGACUGUGUGCCACAUCUCCCCGCUGUAUCUGCACCGCCAGGCUCUGUGGCUCAUCGGCGUCCGCCUGAUGCUCCGUGGUACACCGGAGACCCCUUUCGCGCCGCUGAGCCACCAGACGCGGUGAGUUCAAAGCCGCUGCUAAAACCGACGGGCUCCCGGGGGCCAAAAGAGCGCAAGAAGACCGGUCGUUUCAAAACACCAGAUCCACCAGCCUUACCUCCGCCGCCCGAGCGCAUGUUCUGCAGUUUCUGCAAGCACAACGGGGAGUCCGAGCUGGUGUACGGAUCCCACUGGCUGAAGAACCAGGCCGGAGAUGUUCUGUGUCCCUAUCUGCGGCAGUAUGUGUGUCCUCUGUGCGGAGCCACGGGGGCCAGAGCUCACACCAAGCGCUUCUGCCCAAAGGUGGAUUUUGCAUACAGCUCCGUGUACGCAAAGUCCAGACGAUGAGCCAAGCAGCAGGUGGCAGGUACAAAUAGACCCAGAAGGCUGAGUACUCCUUUAGUGAGUGUGUUUUUUGUUUACUAGCACGCGUGUUUUUGCUUUUGUGUGGUUUGGUUUUUAUUAGCAUGCUUUGGCACGUUUGUAGUAGCCUUCUAUAGUGCUGAUUGGAGUUAUUUUCCAGCUGCUCUUUGUCCAGCCUCCUCAAACAGCGUCCGUUUGGUGAUUUUUGUAAGACACUUACAAGACUGCCUGAAAUAUAUCUAUAUAUGUGUGUGUUUGUUUUACAUAUUUUUAAAACGUGGCCUCUGAUGUCCAGUUCCAUAUUUCCUGUCCAUGCAUUGAAGGAUUAUAACACUAUCAACCCUUAAUAAGACGUACAGUCAACAGUAAUAGCUUUACUACAGCACGCACACAUCAUGUGACCAUGUCAGCAUUUUAAAUUUUUUAAAAAUAUGAGUGACUUGUUCUUGUUCCGAGGUGUAAAUACCUGUUCUUGAGGCAUGCUAUUUUAUUUUGAAUAUUGUGAAUGUGGCACUUCUAAAAUGCCAUUUCGGCUCUUCUGACUUUUGUGUCAAAAAAAUAUUUGUGUGAAUAUUCUUGGAUGCCAAAAUUUAUAAAUGUCUAAAUUGACAA